Messenger RNA from Camellia sinensis, 1026 nucleotides. The record is from RefSeq and is a predicted model, not a curated record. NCBI's taxonomy places the organism in Eukaryota, Viridiplantae, Streptophyta, Magnoliopsida, Ericales, Theaceae.
AUGGCUAACUCUUGUCCCAAAGCUAUCUCUUUUUUUGGAGUGUUACAACGUAUAUAUUUAUUGUUUUCAUCUUCUACAAAGCGGUGGAAAGUUUUCAAAGAUCAUGUGGAAGGUCUCACAUUGAAGCCAUUGUCACAAACAAGGUGGGAAAGUCGUGUUGAAAGUGUUAAAGCAAUAAGAUAUCAAGCUCCACAAAUAAGAGAUGCUUUAAAUCAUUUGGCAAAUCUUGGUGAACCCCACAAUACAAAGAGUGAAGCUGAGUCUUUAGCAACAUAUGAAAUUGAGAACUUUGAAUUUUUGCUUGGCAUGAUUAUUUGGCACAAUUUAUUGUUUGCAGUUAACUCAGUUAGCAAAAUAUUUCAAAGGGAAGACAUGCAUAUUGAUGUUGCUAUAAUUCAGUUAAAAGGACUCAUUACCUUUCUUGAAAAGUAUAGAGAAACUGGAUUUUUGGAUGCCAUGAUUGAGGCAAAAGAAGUUGCUACUCUAAUGGAAAUUGAUCCAGUAUUUUGUGAAAAGCAUGUCAUUCGCAGAAAGAAGCAAUUUGAUGAGAAUGUUAGUGAAGAGGUGACACAGGCUGCUGAAGAAUCUUUUAGAGUUAAUUACUUUAUGUAUAUAAUUGAUCAAGCUCUUUCUUCACUUAAGAAUUUUCUGAAACAUGAUGAACUUUCUGAUAUUGAUGGGAGAGAUCUAUUUUUAGAGUUGAAUGUCUUGAAAGAAGUUUUACCGGAAGGAAUCAAAAGGCCAAUUGAAGUAUUAAAUUAUUUGAAAACAAUUGAUGGUUGUUUCCCAAAUGCAUGGAUUGUGUAUAGAAUUUUGUUAACUAUACCUGUUACAGUGGCCUCUGGAGAAAGAAGUUUUUCAAAGUUGAAGUUAAUCAAAUUUUAUGUUUGGUCAAUUAUGUCACAAGAAAGAUUGAAUGGGUUAGCUUUGUUAUCUAUUGAAAAGGAUAUGGUGGAUAAAUUUGAUUAUGCAAGCUUCAUUAGUGAUUUUGCAGCUAAAAAUGUGAGAAGAGUAAUGUUUAUGUGA